Neohortaea acidophila is the source of this 585-nucleotide messenger RNA. RefSeq lists its product as uncharacterized. The coding region runs from base 1 to 585 and encodes 194 amino acids. NCBI's taxonomy places the organism in Eukaryota, Fungi, Ascomycota, Dothideomycetes, Mycosphaerellales, Teratosphaeriaceae. The record is from RefSeq and is a predicted model, not a curated record. The transcript is spliced from 2 exons.
AUGGAAGUUGAGCGGAUAAAGCAAGAGUUGGAUACCGAAGAGCUAUGCUUGCGAUACGACAUGUUGAACGAGAAUGACAGCAUCGCGAAUCUUGCCUCGGCCGAUGCUGGGCUGGUGAUGGCUCACAUGAAAUGCUUCGCAGUCAAUAGCGUAGAGGAGCGGUAUGAGGAGCUGUUACGCCGCCGGUGGGAUGCUUGGUAUCCGGCCGUGGCUCCACCAACUCUUGAGGCCACGGCUGCGGAACGGGCGUGGCUCAUCAGCUCACGCAAACAGUUUGCGCUGGUCUUCGCGAAGCAGCAGUACGAUGCCUCGCACAAGAGCCGCGACGGAAUGGACACGGUAACGGACGCGUGGCUCGAUCAGCUGAGAGAGGAAGCCAGGAGACAUCAUGUCAUUGCUCGAUAUCAACACGUGUACGGUCAGUCUGCCGCCCUUUGCAUCGAAGGUCUGGCUCGGAAAGAUGCGAGUGUGCCCACUGCGAAUUGCGCACUAGGCGCCGAUUUCGAUGAGGAGAAUGUUGCAGAGGUGGUGGAUAUCUUGACGGCAGACUGGCGCCCAAGACUGGCAUGGAUCCCCGGUGUAUAG